AUGCAAGGAGCCAAGAGCUACGCGAAGCUGCCGGGCGCGACGGCGCCGCACAUCGGAUGCAAGGAGUACGUCAUGACCGUGGCUAGUCGUCUCUACUUUUCCAGCUUCUAUCGGGCUGUGUACUUCUCCAUGAUCGCUUCGAGCCUCGUGUGUGUCGUUUGGACUGGAGUGAAUGGUUGGAAAAUUCCGUCGUCGGUGGUGUUCAUCUCGCUGGAGAUUAUUGUCAGUACGCUACUCGUGUGUGAAGUGCUGCUUCGGAUGAUGGCAUUCAAAAGGCGGUUCUGGCACAAAUGGUGCAACAUCUUCGACAUUGUUGCCUUGGUCAUGAGCUUAGUGUCGGUGGCCAUGUACUUUAACGAAGAAGGUGUGCUAGGCGAACUGGAAGAAGUUGCAGCGGACUCGGUAUUAGCGCUGCGAAAUGCCGUGCAGUACUUGCGAUUGGCGAUUUUUCUGAAGAAUCGGUCAGAUCAGCCAACGACAAUUGGCAGAGAUAUUGAUUUCGAACAGCUGCCUGGAGACCCGGACGACGAACGGGAAUUGAUGCUAGACGAUGAACAGGAACUGAUGGUUGCCGAUGAACGAGAAACGAUGCUGGACGCUGAAAGCGGGACGGUCUUAGGCAGUGGUGAGGAUGAAGAAAUUCGGAUUGUUUAG
This is a messenger RNA of Peronospora matthiolae, 654 nucleotides long. The record is from the annotation of a GenBank genome assembly. NCBI's taxonomy places the organism in Eukaryota, Oomycota, Peronosporomycetes, Peronosporales, Peronosporaceae.